Thermothielavioides terrestris NRRL 8126 is the source of this 2989-nucleotide messenger RNA. RefSeq lists its product as uncharacterized. The transcript is spliced from 2 exons. Gene Ontology annotation, cellular component: mitochondrial inner membrane. Lineage: Eukaryota; Fungi; Ascomycota; Sordariomycetes; Sordariales; Chaetomiaceae. Bases 157 to 2547 code for a protein of 796 amino acids. The record is from RefSeq and is a predicted model, not a curated record. Gene Ontology annotation, biological process: mitochondrion inheritance.
CAAGUUUCGGUGCUGCGGCUAGUGCAGGAGCGACGACACAGCAGACAACCCGACCCCGUGGAUGACGCCGCUUUCAAGACUAGCACCCCGAGUGCCCUCGGCCAUGGCCUAGAUUCUGCUCGCUGAGGUCUAUGUGCUUCAGCAUGUCUUUCAACAAUGACUUCUAGCGCAACGACGACCCAGCUGGGCCGUCACCUCUGGGGCUCGAUCCGCGACUCCGCCGCCGCGCUCUCCGCGAGGUUCACUGGCCGCCGCCCGCUGCCGAAGUGCCCGUCGGUAGGGAAAUUUCUCCUCUUCAACACUCCGCACCGCCAGAACAUGCGCCCCUUCCACUCGGCUCGGCGGUUUUUCCAGUCUCACCCCUCGCACAUCUCACCCCGGAACGUCCGAAAGAGCUGCACGUCGGGCGGCCUACUGCUUCUUGGGCUGAGCUCUAGCACAUCUUCGACGAGCACCGUCGUGACAACAUGUACCGCAGCGGCGGACUCGGCACUGGUGGGAGGCGCGGGACAGAGAGCGAACUUGAGCCAUUUGGCCAGGCAGAUAUGGAUCAAGAGUCGGCAGGCCAGGGACGGCCGGGCGUGUGCUGGGAAAAGGGCCAGCAGCUCGAGCUCAAAAGGCGAGGAAGACAAGAGCAAUGCGUCCACUACCGACGGGAAGCCAGACGCGCCGCAGCAAAGUCCCUCUACGACGCUAUCUCCCCAAGCGUCUGAGAACGAGUCGCUUGCAGAGUCCAUGUCGAAAUAUCUGCACCUUCCGAAGAUGCCGCAUCGGCCAACAAAGGAGGAGCUGCUAGCCGCCGCCAGCGGGUUUGGUCAGCGCCUAAAAGUGCGCUUCAAGUGGUUCUCGAUCAGGAGCAUGCGGCCUUGGAACGCUGACGAAUGGGGGGCCUUUGUCUCCUGGUUCUUGUUCGGGCACAUUGUGUGGAUCUUGGUCGGGACGACUACCUUCUUCUCCCUUAUCAUCCUCUUCAUCAACACCGUGUUUGCCCAAGAAACGCUCGCGAAGUGGAUCGGCGACUACCUGACGCACUCGGCCGGCCUGACCGUCGUCUUCGAAUCGGCAAUCGUUCCGAAGUGGAAGGACGGCGUCAUCACUUUCCGUAAUGUCUUUGUGUCUCGACGACCUGGCCAAGUCCGGUCGUCCGUGAAGAAGGGGUCCUCCAACGCCGCGGCCGAGGCGGCCGCUGCCAGGAAGGCCGAUCAAGAUCUGGCCGUCGAGGAGGAAGACGACGGCAACUACACGCAAUUCGACGUUACCAUCGAUACCGUCAACGUCACGCUGUCCUUCCUUAAGUGGUGGAACGGCAAGGGUCUCUUGAAAGACGUCGAGGUCAAGGGCGUCCGGGGCGUGGUGGACAGGACGUCAGUCCGCUGGGAUGACGUCGACCGGGACCCGCUCUCCUACAGACAUGAGCACAACCCCGGUGACUUCGAGCUGGACUACUUCAAACUUGAAGACCUGCUGGUCACAGUCCACCAGCCGGGCGGCUUCCGCCCCUUCUCCGUCUCCAUCUUCUCUUGCGAGCUUCCCCAGUUGCGGAAACAGUGGCUGUUCUACGACUUUCUCAGCGCCUCGCACAUGUCUGGGUCGUUUGACGGGUCCCUGUUCACCAUCCACCCUCGACAGAUACAUGGGACCCCUUCCGCCGCGGAAAGGCGGCAGGCCGAAUCUGACGAGGCAUCCGCUUGGAAGAAGUUCUCGCGGCUACGAAUUGACGGCCUGAAGAUCGACCAUCUGAAUCGGGGCGUCGAGGGGCCGUUUGGCUGGAUAUACGAGGGAAACGUCGACAUAGUGGCCGACAUCAUGUUCCCGGCCGAUCCCGCCGAGGGCAUCGGCAAGGUCGUAGCCGGGCUCUACGACAAAAUGGAGGAAGCCGUCACGAGCAACCGGUACCUUAAAAUUCUCGAACAGUCCAGCAGCCGGAACCGCCGGCCUGAAAUCGACGUGAUCGACAACUCCACGUCGGGCAUAUUCUACGACCGCAACCACAAUCACGACGACAAUAACAACAACCACGACGACGCCGCGGCGGCCCCUCCGGCCGAAAGCGGACCACCACCAAUACCUCCCCCGGCCAUGCCCACAACCACCCCGGCCAGCCUCGCCGCCGCAGCCGCCAUCUCCCAACAACAGCACGACGGAACGCAGCAGGACGCCGCCGACGCCGAAGCACCGUCCUACCUCGUCAUGGACAUGCGCAUCCACCUCAACGACGUGCGCGCCGCGGUGCCGCUCUUCAACAACCCGCACAUCAGCUACGUCAACCAGGCGCUCGUGCGGCCGAUCGUGGCCUACAUCAACGCCAAGCGCACCUACAUCCCCAUCAACUGCCGCAUCGUCAAGCGCGUCGCCGACUUCGACGGCGCCUGGUCCGUCUGGGACUGCGGCCUCAUGGACGACACCGGGGCCGAGGUCUACGCCGCCUUCGCGCGCGACGUCGAGGACCAGCAGAACCGGGUCCGCCGCUUCAAGCGCGUCGGCCUGUGGACCGUCAGCCUCGUCGUGCAUGCCUUGCUGGCUGGCGUGGCGGGGGAUUUGAUGUAGAUGUUCUCUUUUUUUGGCGUCCUUUGGUUUUUGAUUCUGGUCCCGUUGUGGUGGAUGCGUUUCUCUCAUCUCUCUGCUCUGCGCGUGAUGAGUUUCGUGGAUAUGUAUGUAUAUGGAUGUACGGAUGAACGGGGCGGUAUGUAUGAUUUGUUGGCCACGCGAAAAGAACGAGCCGAGAGAGAGGCUUGACUUGGUAUUUUGAAAGAGGAAGGGCGGGAGAACAACCAUGUUCCAUCCACUGGUCGGCUGCAUGGGAGGAGCAAAACGGCGUCGAUGGACUGGAUGGGCUAUACAUACACAACAACUGUGAUGGUUUGCGGGGCGAACAGCCAAGAUCUGAUACCCCCUUAGUUAUUCUUGUAUCAGAUAUACCACGAUUGGAAGAGCAAAUGGGGGGAUCGGGGGUCGAAAAAAAGGGGGUGUAAACACGAGCGAAUAUCCC